ACGUGUCGGUUCGAUGUGCUCAUGCUCAGGCAUAGCAAGGCUGCCGGAAUGGCCGCUUUCAUCUUGUAUUUACACCUUUUAAAUCUACUUUUUGCUAUAUCCUUAUCCAAAGAGACAAUAGACAGGAGGUUUUCAGAUCUCAAGCGUUGCACAGACGAAGAAUGUAGCAUCUUAAUGUGUCGCGGUAAAGCUGCACAGGACUUCUCAGGCCCCGAUUGUCGAUUCCUCAAGUUUAAAAAGGGAGAGACAAUAUAUGUUUACUAUAAGCUGGCGGGAAGAAGAACAGAUGUGUGGGCUGGAAGUGUUGGUAGCAGUUUUGGCUACUUUCCAAAGGACUUGCUUGAAAUUAAUCACAUAUACACUGAAAAAGAGCUAGAAAUUCCAACAGAAGAAACAGAUUUUGUAUGUUUUGACAGUGGACUUGAUAAAUUUGAUAUUUAUGAUCUAAAUAAACUCUUGGGGCCUCCUGGAUUACUGGAAGGAACUAACAUUGGAGUUCCGGAAAUUUCUAGCUCUCCGCCACCACUGCAUAGUCAAGUAGAGAAAAGCACAAAUGCAAAGAGCCAGGCUGAGGAGAUAGAACAUCAAAACUCUCCUGAAGAUAGCAGCAGUGAGGAAGCUGGUGGCAAUAAAACUGAGAUACUAUAUAACAAAACCAGCAGCAGUGUUUCAGAUAAAGAACAAAAUAAAGAUGUGCUAAUAAAGGAAUCAAAGCAGAAUGCUUUAGGCACUGAAACAUCCCAAAAUGUUCAAGAGGAACCAAGUGAAACAGAAAGCCCUACAAAUACAGUAGGACAAGAAAACCAAGCCCUAAGCACAGAUGAAGGUGUGCCACACCCUUUAACAGACUACAAUGCACAUCAAAACACAGAAUCUUCUUCACCAGAUGACAGUACAACACCAAAUGAUAAUGCUGAAGAAACUAGCAUUUCUCAGGGGGAAGAUAAUUUGUCGUCCAUGCAAGAAGAUGGCUCUGAAAUAAACAAUGCAGAAGAGCUUUUGGAAGAGCAGCCUAUUCCUGAAUUAAAAACCACGAUGGAGUCCACCUUUGAUGCAGUUGUUUCCGGUGAGGAGGAAACACGGAAAGUGACCCCAGUCUAUGAUGAUUUCAGCUUCGAAGAAGAUAAUGAAGAAACACAUCAACGUUUUGAAAUGGAACAUGAUGAGUCAAGUGUGGCUUCAAAUGUAAUACCUUUGCUGUCCUAUUCAGAAGAUAACAUUCAACCAGAGGUAGACAAUGAAGAUGAUUCUGAAGAACAGAGUCCAGAUCAACAGGAAGGCCUGUCGGAUGAACAGAGUGAGAUAUAUGAAGUCCAUGCAACAGAGAAGGACAUACCUGAAGAUAAAAGCUUGUGGACAACAUUGGGAAAUACUGUAUUUGCUAUUGUGAGUGGCGGUGAAAGAACAAAUAAGGUAACUGAUUUUGAAGAUAAGGAAGAGGAAGGUGAUGCUGAAUAUCUGAUGAGCAAGGAGGAGGAGCCCAAUGAAGACCGAAUAUACCUUUUGGGUUCUGAAAAAAUGGAAGAUCAGGAGAAAAUUCUGGAAAUGCCAGAAGCAGAAAUCGAGGACUUGGAGAAAAGAGUAACUAAUGAACAUAUGGAUUAUGAAUCUGAGGUUAAACAUUUAAAAAAUGAAUCUGUUUAUUCAGAAACAGAAGUUAAAUCUACAGAUAAUGGCGGUGGAUUCAAGCCUGAUGAAUCUGCAUUGAUUGCAGACAGUACCCUUGCUUCAGAGUCUUCUGAACUGUCUAAAACAUCUUCAAAAGAAGUUAUAGAAGAUCAAGAAAAUGCACAUGAUUUUGAAAAAUCACUGCAUCUUCAACAGAAAGAAAUACAUGCUGAAAAAGAAGAAACCUUGAAGGACAGGUCUAUGGAAGAAUUGGAUGGUUCUCAAACCAAGGACAAGUCCACGCACAUAGAAUCAGAUGGUUCUUCUCAAGCCUCUGAACAGCAUGAAGAAGGAACAAAUUUAAAAGAUGAAGAUAUGGUUGACCAAAAUUUUAUGAAAGACCUUGGUGAAGAAAUUGUGAGCAAAGAACUGGAACUAAGAAUGGACAAAGAAGCACCUAAAGAUGUAGUGCAAAAUGGUCCAGAAGAUUAUUUAAAAGAAAUUGAGCAGGAACCGUCAGAUCAGACUGUGGCUAAAUCAAGAAAGACUGAUACUUUUGAAAAUGAGGAAUUGUUUUCAGAAGAAAAAGACAAGACAUUUGUCAAUGAAACCACAGUAGAAGAUACUGAUGAACAAAUGGACAAGGAGAAACCACAAGCAAACAGUGAAACAGCGAACGAAAGUACAGACAAGUCAGAAAUAAGAGAAAGUGGGGAAAUCCUAAAUGCAGAAGAGACUGUUGAACCUGAACUUGAUAUCCCUAAAGAAGAAGAAGAAGAAGAAGAAGAAGAAUUAUUGGAAGAUGAAAAUGCUAAAGUAGCUGCAGCUGCUGAUUUCGGUACUGGGACUGUGGACAGUAAUCUUAAUAACACAGCAAAUGAGCGUGGAGAAGAAAUGACUAUCACCAGCAAAACUGAAAAUUUGGAAAUUGUCAGUGUGCAAUCUGAUGUCAAAUUAGAGGUUGAAUCACAACAUGUAAAUAACAGUGCUUUUAAAGAAGCACACAAUGAAACAGACCUUGCUAUUCAGGAUGACAUUGAAACAGGCAAAGCAGAUGAUUUAUUGGGUAUCGAUUCUGACAUAAAAGAAAUACCUGCAGAAAAAAUAGCUAAACUAGGAGUAACUAAACCAGAAACUGACAGUAUAGGAGCAGAAGACAACAGUGCAGGAGGUGAAGAAGCACCGAUUAAAGAGAAUUCAGGAAGGGAGCACGAUGGCUUAGAAUAUAUAGAAGCAAAUAUACCAGAGUUGAGUGAAAAGGAUAGUAUUGUAGAUACUACAAUUGAAAUUCCGGUGGCGGAAGAGCCAGAGCACAGUGAUGGUGUAAGAAAACUUAUUCUUCUCAAAGGCUACUUUGAUGAAAAACGUGUGGAGCGUUUCUUAAAAUAUCUUGGCCCCCAGCACAUUCUCAGAGUAGAGGCCAUGUUCCAAGACUUGGAAGAUGAGCUCAAGCUUACCAGGCAGAAAAGUGAGACUAAAGAAGAUAUUGAGAAGUCUUUGGACAGGAUCUUGGAAUCUUCAGAGACCAGCAUUCUGGAUGAGAUUGAGGAGAUGUUGGAUGAAAGAGAAGUUAAGUAUGCUGAGAUAGUGCAAAUGAACAAUAAUAUGUUUGACGAAGAAGCUGCUGUGCUGGAUGACUUCCAAGAGAUGGCAUUCUAUCUUAGGCAGAAGUACUCGACAGCAAGUGACAGCACUCCACUGGCUCCGGGUGUCCAGAUUCCAGAAAGCACAGAUUCUAGUAUUGUUGGAUCACCCGAAGCAAACCUGACAGAAACCAACCGGACUUGGAGCAUCCCUGAAACUGAAGAAAAUUCCAUGAAACAGGAGGAAAUGGAAGCACCAUUCGCCAAGAUGACUGAGCAUAAGGAUGGAGACAUCGGGUCAGAUGUUGGUAUUAAGGGAGAUACUCAUUUUGAAAGAACUUCAAUUAAGGAUAUUGAAGAUGUACAGAAAAUACCUGAAAACCCUACACCCAAGCCCUUGAACACAGGAUUUGGAUUUAAUAUGGAUCACUACUUAACUGGUGCUCCAGAAUCCUCUGCUGUCCCUGACGACACUGUCAUCGUAGAUGGAGAUCAGCUACAGAAAGAUCUUUCUGGGUCUUGGUUCACUGCAUUGAGUAGUGUUUACGUUGUGGCCAAAGAAUGUAUGGGUCUUUAUGCUGAAAUAUUGGUUACUGCCCUGCCUGAGGACUGGCAACCUGGCCCAAAUUUUUAUGGGAUGCCAUGGGAGCCGGUGAUAAUAACUUUCCUCGUAGGAUACUUUACAUUCAUAAUUUUACUCUGGAGGACCCUCCUUGCAGUAAAAAAUAGGACAUAUCUAUUGACAGAAAAACAACUGGGGGAAAGAAUUCAGCUGUUGGUUAAUGAAAAAUGUGAAGUUCUUGAAAAAAUGUCAGAAUUGAAACAGAAGAUUGAAGAAAGUGAACAGCAGUUAGUGGAGUCUGAGAAAACACAAUCCUCUUCUGCCCAUGAAAAUGAAAAACUACAGGAAAAAUGUCAAGCUUUGCAACAAAAUAAUGAAAACCUGAUAGAAACACUCAGGACACUGCAGUCAGCUGUAGAAGAAGAAAGGAAAAAGAACCUGCAUCAAGAAGAACAAGUAUCUCGCACACAAAAGUCCAUCAGUAAGCUUCAGAGUAUAAUUCAAACUAAGAGUGCAGAACUGUCAAAGGUACAAACUGUUGUGGAAGAGGCCAGAGUGAAAGAAGAAGCAGUAAAAGCUGAAUUGCAGUCUGUGUUGAAAGAAAACAACACUUUAAAAGACAGUAAACAAAAACUAUUGAAGGAGUCCAGAAGCUGGGAAGAGCAAUACAGAGAACUUUCUGAGAAAAUUAAAACAUUCCAGAAGAGUCAGAAAGAUUUAGAAGACUCUAUUGCACGUAAAGACAACGAAAUAGAGGUUUUAUCCGAUUGCAUUACUGAGUUAAGACUGCUUGAGACUGUGGAAUUGCAGAAAGGCGAUGCAACGUCAAAUGUAGAAACUCAAGGUAAAAAGAAUGAUGCCAUAAAGAACAAGAUAAAACUGUUGACGGAUGUUUCACGGAUAAAGACAACUCUGACAAUUGUUGAAGAAGAACGAGACCGAUAUUGUGCAAAACUACUGGAUGAAGAAAAUUCCAGACAUCAGCUGGAAGAGCAAAUACAAAAGCUGGAACACGAUCAUGCUGCUUUGAGCAGCGAGAAGUCCCAUCUCGAAAAUGAAUUCAAGACCAUGCAGCAGAAACUGGAGAUCAUGAAUGAGUUGUACCAACAGAAAGAGAAUGCGCUCCAGCAAAAACUAACACAGGAAGAGUAUGAGCGCCGUGAAAAGGAGCAGAAACUAUCUGAAGUUGAUGGCAAGGCUGUGCAAGUAGUGGAAGAAUUAAAGAUUUACAAACAAAGAAUUCAACAAAUCGAGGAGGAACUACAAAAAACAGAGCGGUCUUAUAAAAAUCAAAUCUCGUCUCAUGAAAAGAAAGCACAUGAAAACUGGCUUAAUGCACGAGCUGCUGAAAGAGCGUUGGUGGAAGAGAAGAGAGAAACUGCAAACCUAAGACAAAAACUAGUUGAAGUUAAUGACAAGCUCGCAGAAAUCCAAAAACCUUCUCUAAUUAAACCAACCCCUGGCCGACAAGAUAGACAGAUCCCACCACCACGUAGAGGCACACUGAGCCGUGACGAUUCCUAUGGCCCAUCUCCUGUGAGUGGAGGGGCCCCUUCACCCCCACCAAUGAUUGAGGGCCCUGGACGCCCUCCAUCUGCUCCUGUGGGCAGAAGAGAACCCUUUGGUCACAUGGAUGGCCAGCUUGGUCCAAGAAGACCCCCAUCUGAAACAUCAGGACGAUUCCAUGUCCCUGGAGAGCAUGGACUUCUACCUCCAUUCAGAGCAGAUGUUGGAGUAUGUGCCCCACCAUUGAUUUCUAGUGUCCCAAGGACUUCCUCGCCUAACGUCCAAUUGGAUGGAUCGCAAAACCAUAUUGAAACAAAUCCUGUUGAACCUCAGGCUUUAUCUUCUUCCCCUUGUCCUUCCCCACCAAAAGAACCAGAUACAGUGAACGCUAAAGCUGAAGGUCCACCAUCAUUUCCAGGGACUCCAAUCAUGAAUUCGCCAGUGACUGGUCCUGCACCUCCACCAAAAGGAUUUGCCCCUCCACCGAUGACCGGACCUCCCAAUGGACAUGCCCCUCGGCCCAUAGCUGGGCAUUCUCUACCUGCGCCAGGCCCUCGCUACGGACCUCCACACCCAGUCAGAGGACCCUAUGGUCCCAGGCCAUAUGGACCUUCUCCACCACUGACUGUUCGUGGACCACUUCUGCCGCACAGAGACUACCCACCUGGCUCAAGGGAUUUUGCACCUGGUUUUCCACUGCCACAUGGACCUCGGGACUAUCCAUUUCCACCCAAAAAUAUGCCUUCCGGGACCGGUCCCCCACCAGGCAUGAGAGACUAUCCAGGCCCGCAAGGUCCGUCACCACAAAUGGGCCCAAGGGACUAUCCUCCAGGUCCUGGUGUGCCACCACAACAGGUGCAACACAGAGACUUUUCAUCAAAUUCACAGAAUGGGCCAUAAACUUUGCCUAACAUCUGGUGUUAUUUUAUUAAACUAAGCAGAUCAAAGAACUGUUUCUGCUCUUAUUUAAAAGAGCAGAAUUUUAAAAUUCUGCUUUGACAGUAGGAAAAAAUUAAUUCAUUAUAACACCAAUGUCUUGUCAAACUGUGUUUGGAAUUAAUGUUAAAUGAAAACUUAGGGCACCCUGUGCGGCCUAUCACUGUGCACUAUCAAUUAGAAUCGGUAUGCGCCAUUUUAAAAAUAAAUAAAUAAAACAAUUGUUUAUUGCAGUCCCUGUAUUAUCUGGUGUUUUUUUAAAGGGAUAUUUGUGGUACACAGUCUGAUCAAGAUUACCUGUGGAAAUAGUUGUUUAUUUGUUAAAAUAGCCUCCAAUAGUAUUAGCAUGCUCACACAUCACAUGUUUUUAUGGCCAAUCCUUUUUACUCUCAGUUGUAGGUUUAACUUCACUUUUAAUUUAUGGGACGAGUAAAUUGUAUACAAAAAAAGUCUAGGAGGUAUACAACUUAUUUUGCUAUUUUCUGAGAAUUUAUUAAUAAAGAUGGUUAAAAUUA
Molecule: messenger RNA, 6710 nt
Organism: Polyodon spathula (Mississippi paddlefish)
Lineage: Eukaryota; Metazoa; Chordata; Actinopteri; Acipenseriformes; Polyodontidae
Product: transport and Golgi organization protein 1 homolog
Exons: 28
Coding region: 22-6159 (2045 amino acids)
Biological process (GO): protein secretion; vesicle cargo loading; endoplasmic reticulum to Golgi vesicle-mediated transport
Cellular component (GO): endoplasmic reticulum exit site; endoplasmic reticulum membrane
Molecular function (GO): protein binding
Source: RefSeq, a predicted model, not a curated record